GAGCCAACCGUAAGGGACCACACUUAUUCGCAGCAGAAGAGAAUAAAUACCCUGCCCACUGUCCAUGGUCCUGUCGCUCAGGUGGUUGGUGACUCCGUUGUCCGCAUCGUUUUCACUCGAAGUCGACGACAUCGACAAGAAUCAGAAUCGGUCUUCUUAAGACUUCAUAGACCAGAAGAUGCCACUUGUACAUGUUCAUCUCGAAACAUAAAACUGGCAGAGAUAGUAUGACGGCCUCUUAUGUCGAAAUCGAUCGACUCAAACUCAGUCCCCUCUCCCUCCCAUCGAUUUGCCCUUGCCAGCAUGAUCUCUCAUCGAAGACCCAAGCAUUCAGUCAAUCCGACUCGAAACUGAAACUAAUAUUGUCUUCUGAUGGAUCCAGAGGCCUCGUUGGGGUUCCUCGGGACCGGAGGUUGAGUGUGUACGGAAAUUUUCGGACACUUGCGGCUGUCGCCCGAGCUAAACCUAAUCAGAUCGACGAAGGAGAAGCCAAAGGAUUAUCUCUUGAAGUCGACGAAAGCCCUAAUUCGGAAGAAAAAGAAGUCGACGUUGGGAUGGCACGUGAUAAUAAUUUAGCUUCUGAGCGUCAUCAGGGAGUGAGUCAGUUGAAGGAAAGGAUUGUUUUUGGGAUUGGGAUUGGAGUUUGCGUCGCUGGGGUUGUGUUAGCAGGGGGAUGGGUUUUCACGGUUGCUCUGGCUGCUGCUGUUUUUGUGGGUGCACGUGAGUAUUUUGAACUGGUCAGAAGUCGUGGAUUUGCCAAGGGAAUGACGCCUCCUCCCCGUUAUGUAUCACGGGUUUGCUCUGUUAUCUGUGCUCUCAUGCCUGUAUUGACACUGUAUUUUGGUCAAAUAGAUGUUUCUGUGACUUCAGCUGCUUUUGUUGUUGCGAUGGCAUUGCUUUUACAACGUGGAAAUCCUCGAUUUGCACAGUUGAGUAGUGCCAUGUUUGGGUUAUUUUAUUGUGGUUAUCUUCCAUGUUUCUGGGUUAAGCUUCGGUGUGGUUUAGCAAUUCCACCAUUAAAUAGCGAAUUAGGAACUUCAUGGCCUAUUUUUCUUGGUGGCCGAGAACAUUGGACUGUUGGUCUUGUGGCAACCUUGAUUUCAUUCAGCUGCAUAAUUGUGGCUGAUACUUAUGCGUUUUUAGGUGGAAAGACAUUUGGUCGGACACCACUUACUAAUAUUAGCCCUAAGAAGACAUGGGAAGGAGCUAUUGCAGGCUUAGGUGGUUGUAUAGCCACUGCACUCAUAUUAUCAAAGAUUCUGAGCUGGCCAACUUCUUUACUGAGUGCUGCAGCUUUUGGAUUCUUGAAUUUUGUGGGAUCUCUCUUUGGUGACCUCAUUGAGUCAAUGAUUAAACGUGAUGCCGGUGUCAAGGACUCUGGGUCCCUCAUUCCUGGACAUGGAUCUUAUGAUGAAGAAGAUGCUUGGUAGAGGUCGUAGGGUUGGGGGACUAUACCUUUUUGAAGACAAUGCACCUUCCAUAGCCCCUUUUGGGUACUCUGUCUCCUCAUCAGGUUCACUGCCGAUUGGGUCAUCCGUCUUUACAAAGUCUACAGAAACUUGAUCCCAGUUUUAAUUCUCUUUCUAGUUUAGAAUGUGAGUCAUAUCAGUUUGGAAAACUACAUCAUGUUAGUUAUUCCCCUCGGGGAAAUACACGGUUUGCAUCUCCUUUUUCUUUGGUACAUUCAGAUGUAUGGGGUCUUUGCCCUGUUACAUCUAAGUUAGGUUUUAAGUAUUUUGGCACUUUUGUUGAUGACUACUCCAGGACGACUGGCUUUAUUUAAUGAAAAAUCAUUAUGAGUUAUUUACCAUAUUUUAUGAUUUUGUUGCCGAAAUAUAAAAUCAAUUUGGCAUGACUAUCAAAAUUCUAUGAAGUAAUAAUACAAAGGAGUACUUUUCUGGUCCAUUUUCUAAGUUUAUAGCUAAGUGUGGCAUGAUACAUCAAUCUUCUUGUUCAGACACUCCCCAACAAAAUAGAGUGGCUGAACGAAAGAACCGUCAUUUGAUGGAGGUUGCUAGGUCACUUAUGUUUGAAAUGAAGGUAUCCAAAUAUUUUUAGGCCAAUGUUGUUCUCAUGGCUGGAUAUCUUAUUAAUCGUAUGUCUUCCUCUGUUUUGUGUGGUGGUAUUCCCCAUUCCUUGCUAUUUCCUUCUGACCCACUUUUUGUUCUUCCCCCUCGUGGUUUUGGUUGUGUUUGCUUUAUUCGUGAUCAUCGUCCAGGUUUAUCAAAGUUGGAUACUCGAGCCAUCAAGUGUAUCUUUUUGGGUUACUUCCGUACCCAAAAGGGCUACCGGUGUUAUUCUCCAGUACUUCACAAAUACUUUGUUACUGUUGAUGUCUCCUUUUUCGAGUCCACCCCAUAUCCAAAUGAGUCAUUUGUUGGGUCUGAAUUGGAUGAUCUUCCCCUUUAUGUUCUCCAUCACUUUAACCCGCGGGUUGCCACCGAGACCGAGGUACCACCACCACCACCUCCUUUACAGGUGUAUAUACGACGUGUUCGAGAAGCAACAACAUCCCUUCUCCCUACGACACCUACCUUAUCAUCUUCGUCUACGGAUCCCACUCCAGGUAUUCCUCUUUCUGACUUAGACCUUCCUAUUGCACAAUGUAAGGGUGUUCGGAGUUGUACCCAACAUCCUAUUGCUGAUUUUGUGUCUUAUUCUGGCCUAUAUCUACUUUUUAUUCCUGUGUUUCUACUAUUUCCUGCCAUUCUGUUCCUAAGACUCUUACAGAGGCACUGUCAAGUCCUGGGUGGAGGAAUGCUAUGAGGGAAGAACUACUUGCAUUGGAUGAAACCAAACUUGGGAUCUUGUAUCAUUGCCCCCUGGAAAGAAAGCUAUUGGUUGUCGUUGGGUUUAUGUGGUUAAAGUAAACCUUGAUGGUUCUCUUGCUCGUUUGAAGGCUCGACUGGUCGCCAAGGGGUAUGCUCAGGUUUAUGGGGUUGACUACUUGGAUACUUUCUCUCUUGUAGCCAAGCUGGCCCUUGCGUGUUUUGAUUUCUCUUGCGGCCUCAUCCCAUUGGCCGUUACUUCUGCUUGAUGUCAAGAAUUCCUUUCUUCAUAGUGACUUACAUGAGGAAGUCUAUAUGGAGCAACCUCCAAGGUUUGUUGCUCAGGAGGAGUGUGGAAAGGUUUGUAAGCUCAAGAAGUCCUUGUAUGGCCUAAAACAGUCUCCUAGGGCGUGGUUUGGAAAAUUCACUGAUGUGGUGUGUGCAUUUGGACUAUCAAGAUGUGAUAGUGAUCAUUCUGUGUUCUAUCGGAAGUCUGAUAGCAAGAGGAUAUUUCUUGUUGUUUAUGUCGAUAAUAUUAUCAUUACUGGAAAUGAUGUUGAAGGAAUCCAAAGUUUGAAGGCAUAUUUGCAACAACACUUUCAAACUAAGGAUCUUGGACGGUUAAAGUACUUCUUGGAAAUUGAAGUUGCUCAGUCAAGAAAAAGAAUUUCUUUAUCUCAGAGAAAGUAUGUGUUAGACCUGCUCUCAGAAACAUGUUAGGAUCCAAGCCCGUUGAUACUCCAAUGGAUCCAAAUGUGAAGCUUAUGCCUGAAGGAGGUGAUGUGUUAGAUGAUCCUGAGAAAUACAGGAGGUUGGUAGGAAAGCUGAAUUAUUUAACGGUGACUCGACCUGACAUUGCCUUCCUUGUUAGUGUUGUGAGUCAGUUCCUUUCGUCCCCACAUAUGUCACAUUGGGAUGCCGUUGUUCGUAUUCUGAGAUAUCUUAAGAAAGCUCCAGGACGUGGCCUAGUAUAUUCAGUUCAUGGACACAGUCGUAUUGAAGGGUUUUGUGAUGUGGGUUGGGCUGGUUCUCCCAUUGAUAGAAGAUCCAUUACAGGAUACUGCAGUUUUGUUGGCGGAAAUCUUGUGUCUUGGAAGAGAAAAAAAACAAACUGUUGUGGUGAGGUUUAGUGCUGAAUCUGAGUAUCGAGCCAUGCCCCAUGUUGCUUGUGAGUUGAUGUGGAUAAAACAGCUUCUAAUAGAGCUUGGUUUAGGUUGCACUGAUUCUAUGCAGUUAUGGUGUGACAACCAAGCUGCUAUUCCUAUUGCUUCUAAUCCAAUGUUCCAUGAGAGGACAAAACACAUUGAAGUCGAUUGUCACUUUGUUCGUGAAAAACCACAACAAAGAGUUAUUUCUACAUGCCAUGUUCGCACAGGAGAACAACUUGUAGAUGUUUUUACCAAGUCCUUAGGGGGUGGUGGAGUGGAUUAUAUUUGUAACAAGCUGGGCAUGAUUAACAUCUAUGCUCCAGCUUGAGGGGGAGUGUUAGAAAGCAUCGUAGGAGAGGGAGGAGAUUGCAAGAUAGCACAGACUCCUCCCCACAAUAAAGUUAGUUCCCCAAUUGGGGUAGGAGUCCUAGUACACUGGGACUUGUGGUAAUUUACUAAUUAGAUUAAUUAGUUGUUAGCUAAUUAGUUUCCUAGUUUGUUUCAUAUUCCUAGUCAGAGUAGGACAGCUGUCCUACUACUAUUGUAGUUGAGAAUUAUCUAUUUAAUAAGAAGAGGAGGGCAGUCCAAUCUACAAGAUUGAGUCUGCCCACCGUAAAAGGCUCUCUCACUCUUUUCUCUCUCGGUCUCUCUCCCUCUCUUUUACUUAUUCUAUAUGUUCUACAAUCCAAUCGAACCACCUUCCGGUGUGAAGCCUGGGUGUUAUUCUCUGCUGUUCUUGUUCUGAAGAUGCUGAUAUACUACUGGAUAUCUGAUUCUUCUAGUUCUAAUUGCCAUUAACAAAUAAGUUCUAUUUCUGAGAAUUUCUGCGACUAGAACUAUUGCUUCUAGAAAAUCAUAUGCUACCUGUUUUUAGAGAUUAAGAAAUCCAGCCAUUAAAAUAUGUCCAGAUUUUGAGAGUUGUUCUUCAACCCUAAAGAAGAACUCGAUCAGAAUUCUGCAGUUUUUCAAUUCUGCCCUUGACUGGUAAUCUGUCCAUUAUUAAGUUAAAUCGAAUUUAUGACCUGUUUCAGCUGAGAUUUACGACCCAUAUACAGAAUUGAUUGGACUGUUUAGUUCCGAUUUCUGAAGUUUAUUUUGAUUAGUGAAGUUACUGAUUCGCCCUUCUCCUAGAUCAACUAGGAUUGGUCCCAAAGUUCAGAUCUGUUCAUUAGAUCGAUCUGUAAUUUGCAGCAGCUGUUCUACUAUUGAUUUGCUAGAUUUGAUUUGAGUUUGGAGUUAUUCUGACCAUCCGAUUUGCUGUUAUUUGAAAUCUCCUAAUCUGAAACUUAAUUCUGUGAGAAAAGAUCUUGUAUUCUGGUACUGUUUUGAUCUUUCAAUUACAGUACUACAAUACAUGUCAGAAAAAUUCUUACAAUUAGAGCUCCCUAAUAUAGACGUCUGCUUAGCUUUAUAUAGCACUCUAAAUGCCAGUUCAGCGUGAUUGUUGAAAGCCCUUUCAUUACCUUCAGGCCAAAUGCUUCCGAUGAACUGCAGGUGGAAUUAGUGACCAAAUUGUCCUGCUUCUCGGGGAUAAUCUCUGGAUAUUCACAAUGAGCAAUAGAGUGUGGAUCCUGUUUGCUAUAAAGUAGUGUAAUCAAGUUAGUUUAAUCUAGAAGAGUCCUUUAAAUUUUAGUGUUUAAAUUGGUGUUUGAAGGUUAAGAGUGAAUCGUGGAGUCAAUUUAGGAGCUUUUAUCUCUAUUUUUAUAAAUAGCAAUGUAACCAACCCACCCCUCCACUAUUUGAUUAUGGAAUGAAAUCUGGAUUUUCUGUUUUAGAAAAUGGAGUGGAAUCUCUCCUCUACCUGCCCCACUAUCUUCCCUCUCUCCUCUCUUUUCUCUUCUACGAUCUCUCAUUUAUUUUUUCUCCCUAUUAUCCUCCCUCUCUCUUCUAACCGAUAGCCUAUAUCUCCCUUUAUUUUGUUGCUUUAAGGCUUUGAAAUAGUGCUAUUCUGUUGUUGAUUUUAUCUGUAACAGCAGAUACAUCUCUACUUGCUUUGCAUCAAUCACUUGUGCUCACCAUCAGUAGAACCUGACAUUCGUUCUGUGUUAUUCCUUCAAGUAUCUUGUAUGUUCAAACUUAGUAUUGCUGUUGGAUUACAGCUUAAGGUGAAAAGGGGGAGGUGGUGCAAACAAAAUGCGUAAAGGUUGCAAAUAUUUGAUUUUUGGGAUUUGAGUUGAAACGUUAAAGAUUUCAUCCAGAUACUAAAGUUGUUCCAACUUUCCAACCAAUGAAAACUAUUGAAGCUUGGGGGGUCUGAGAAGUGGUUGCUGGCAUUUUCCUGCUCUACCAUUCUUGAUUGAUGUGGAUGAUAAUGGAUUGAUUCCCACCCGAUCUAGUCAUCCUCAAAGCCAAUGCGAAUGUGAUAGACUCUAGUCCAGGACCUAGUUUUUCUGUAUUUUUAAUGAUCCGUAAUUUUGGUGUAUCAUAGUGACUAUUGCUAAGAGUUCUACUACAUUCAUGAUUUUUUUUUUUUA
Molecule: messenger RNA, 6390 nt
Organism: Macadamia integrifolia
Lineage: Eukaryota; Viridiplantae; Streptophyta; Magnoliopsida; Proteales; Proteaceae
Product: phosphatidate cytidylyltransferase 4, chloroplastic-like
Exons: 7
Coding region: 192-1430 (412 amino acids)
Cellular component (GO): membrane
Molecular function (GO): transferase activity, transferring phosphorus-containing groups
Source: RefSeq, a predicted model, not a curated record